Molecule: messenger RNA, 7511 nt
Organism: Phacochoerus africanus (Common warthog)
Lineage: Eukaryota; Metazoa; Chordata; Mammalia; Artiodactyla; Suidae
Gene: SAMD4A
Product: sterile alpha motif domain containing 4A
Exons: 13
Coding region: 994-3150 (718 amino acids)
Biological process (GO): negative regulation of translation; nuclear-transcribed mRNA poly(A) tail shortening; regulation of mRNA stability
Cellular component (GO): P-body
Molecular function (GO): protein binding; translation repressor activity; mRNA binding
Source: RefSeq, a predicted model, not a curated record
UUGCCCCCUCCGCUCGGGAAGUUCUGGGAGCGGGGAAACCGGAUGCUGGGAGUGAGCCGCCCCUCAAGGGUUGGCUGAGUUGCUAGUCCCUCUUCGCUGCCGCCGCCGCCGCCACCCCCGGCGGCCACCCGGACUGGUUUAGGACUGGGGGAACCCUCGAAACCGAACUUUUCUUCUUGUCGGUCGUUUGGGGGCGUGUGCCAGUGUCGUGGAGCCGCAGUCCCUGCCGAGCCACCCUGCCCACCAGGGGAGGCAGUGCUGUGGGCUCCGGCAGACCCGCGCUCGGCAUGCGCUCGUGUCCGUGCCGCCUUCGGCCUGGGACGCGCGGGCGAGGCAUUGGGCCGGACAGACCCGCCCGUAGGCGGCGGCAGCGGGGGCAGGAUGCCUACAGCACACACACACGUACAUACUCACAUACACACAGACGCACACGCACGCACUCAUUUGAUCGUUCAGGGUGAAGUAGGCCCUCGGAGACAUCCCGGGUGGGCUGGAGCAGCACGGCGCGGGGGAGCCGGGGCUCCGGCUGAGCCUCCGCCCGCUGGGCUCGGAGCUUUGGUGGUGAUCGCCGCUCGGGAAUGCGGGUGUGAAGGGUCCGAGCUGCCGCCCAGCGGGGAAGAGACCCCCCCAGACGCCGGAAAUCACCAUCCCGAAGCCGCGAGAAGGGUGGGGGGGAAAGAGAGCAUUCAUUCAGUUUGUGUGCCUUGUGGGGAAAAAUUUUUUUAAUCGCUAUUUUUUUAAAAAGAAACAUUUCUGUGCUACUGUCUGUCAUCAUCUCUGGGGGAAAUCAGCCAGAAUCACCGGAACGUAACUGAAACCAGACGAGAGAGGCAGGAGCCGAGGCAAUACCUGCAGCGUCCGGGCACCAGAGCCACCUUGGAACCGGAACGCGUCUCGGGCGGCCGCGGGGCUGCGGCUCCGCCAAACUUUGGGGCGGGCGGGGCGGGCUGGGGCGCCCAGGGGGCUUUGUAGACCGAGGGCCGCCCCCUAACCAUGAUGUUUCGCGACCAGGUCGGGGUGCUGGCGGGCUGGUUUAAGGGCUGGAACGAGUGCGAGCAGACUGUUGCGCUGCUGUCGCUGCUCAAGCGCGUGAGCCAGACCCAGGCCCGUUUCCUCCAGCUCUGCCUGGAGCACUCGCUGGCCGACUGCGCCGAGCUGCACGUCCUCGAAGGCGAGGCCAACAGUCCCGGAAUCAUUAACCAAUGGCAACAGGAAUCCAAGGAUAAAGUGAUUUCCCUCCUGUUAACUCACCUGCCUUUGCUGAAGCCAGGAAACCUCGACGCAAAAGUAGAGUAUAUGAAACUGCUGCCCAAAAUCCUGGCACACUCCAUUGAACACAACCAGCACAUCGAGGAGAGCCGGCAGCUGCUGUCCUAUGCUUUGAUCCACCCAGCCACUUCGUUGGAAGACCGCAGCGCUUUGGCCAUGUGGCUGAACCACUUGGAGGACCGCACGUCCACCAGCUUUGGUGGCCAGAACCGGGGCCGCUCGGACUCUGUGGAUUAUGGGCAGACACACUACUAUCACCAAAGACAGAACUCCGACGACAAGCUCAAUGGGUGGCAGAACUCUCGGGAUUCUGGGAUUUGCAUCAACGCCCCCAACUGGCAGGACAAAAGCCUGGGGUGUGAGAAUGGCCACGUGCCCCUCUACUCCUCUUCAUCCGUCCCCACCACAAUCAACACGAUUGGAACCAGCACAAGUACAAUUCUCUCAGGCCAGGCACACCACAGCCCUUUGAAACGAUCUGUGUCCCUUACCCCACCCAUGAAUGUGCCAAACCAGCCUCUAGGACAUGGAUGGAUGUCUCAUGAGGACUUACGAGCUAGAGGACCCCAGUGCCUCCCAUCCGAUCAUGCCCCCCUGUCUCCACAAAGCAGUGUAGCCUCUUCAGGAAGUGGUGGGAGUGAACACUUAGAAGAUCAGACCACUGCUCGUAACACAUUCCAAGAAGAAGGUAGUGGUAUGAAAGAUGUUCCAGCCUGGUUGAAAAGCCUCCGCUUGCACAAGUAUGCCGCGCUGUUCUCGCAGAUGACCUAUGAGGAGAUGAUGGCCCUCACUGAGUGCCAGCUGGAGGCUCAGAAUGUCACCAAAGGUGCAAGACACAAAAUUGUCAUCAGUAUUCAGAAGCUCAAAGAGAGACAGAACCUCCUGAAGUCUUUGGAAAGAGACAUCAUCGAAGGCGGCAACCUGCGCACCCCGCUCCAGGAGCUGCACCAGAUGAUCCUGACUCCCAUCAAGGCCUACAGCUCCCCGACCGCCACUCCCGAGGCUCGCCGCCGGGAGCCCCAGGCCCCACACCCGCCUUCGCUCAUGGGCCCGGAGAGCCAGAGCCCUGACUGCAAAGACAGUGCCACGGCCGCCGGAGCCACUGCCACUGCCUCAGCCGGGGCCAGCGGCGGGCUCCAGCCACACCAGCUGAGCACUUGUGAUGGGGAGCUGGCUGUCACCCCCCUGCCGGAGGGGGACCUCCCCGGGCAGUUCACACGUGUCAUGGGGAAAGUGUGCACACAGCUCUUGGUCUCCAGACCCGAUGAGGAAAAUAUAAGUUCCUAUUUACAGCUCAUAGACAAGUGUCUAAUUCAUGAGGCAUUUACAGAGACACAGAAAAAAAGAUUGUUGUCAUGGAAACAGCAGGUGCAGAAGCUCUUUCGGUCUUUCCCUCGGAAAACCCUUCUAGACAUAUCAGGAUAUCGACAGCAAAGAAAUCGUGGCUUUGGACAGUCCAACUCACUCCCAACGGCCGGCUCUGUGGGCAGUGGCAUGGGCAGACGGAACCCACGCCAGUACCAGAUCCCUGCCCGGAAUGUCCCUUCUGCCCGCCUCGGCCUCUUGGGCACCAGUGGCUUCGUCAGCUCCACGCAGCGCAACACCACAGCCAACCCCACCAUCAUGAAACAAGGAAGACAGAACCUCUGGUUCGCCAACCCCGGGGGCAGCAACAGCAUGCCAAGCCGCACCCACAGCUCAGUCCAAAGGACCCGAUCGCUGCCCGUGCACACUUCGCCACAGAACAUGCUGAUGUUCCAGCAGCCAGAAUUCCAGCUUCCCGUGACUGAACCUGAUAUCAACAACAGGCUGGAGUCCUUGUGCCUCAGUAUGACCGAGCACGCCCUGGGAGACGGGGUUGACCGGACCUCCACAAUCUAGAAGCUGAAGAUGAGAGUGACCGCGCUGGCCGUGAAAUCGACUGCUGCGGGUCCAGUGUCAGCCAUCUUCAAGGUUGCACAGAAUCCUCCAAGAUACUUUGCAGCCUUUUUUUUUCCCCUGGUCCCUCUCCCAUUUUGAUUUUGUGAGAGCGUAGGUCGUCCUUGUAAACAUUUCAGUAGACCUGGGAUUGGUUAUUUCGUCAUUUUGUUUCUGUUAUGGGAUGGCUUGUUAUGGGGCAUGGGGAGGGGUCUCUGAGCGAAACAUGGGACUGGGAGGGAAUGGAGGGAAUGCAAGUGGCCUCCUGGAUGGAAAGGUUUGGGGGGAGACUACCUGCCAUGAGAGAGACGAGAGAGACCUGGGAGGGAGGCAGAGGCCCCCGGAGCUGGGAGCCUUCUCAGAAGCCUGCCUUCACAGUCAGGGCCCCAGAGGAAGGUGUGGCUGCCUGCGACCAAAGCAAGACAGCAGCUGGCUCUUUUCUGCUUCCCCUGAUGGGAUCCCCUGAGGCCCCUGCUUGAAACCCAGCUGCAGGAGAAGUCCGCGUGGCAACGGGGGCGGGAAGGGAGAAAUUCCCUCCAACAAAAUUUCAGAUAAACUGAUUUGUGUAUUGUUUACAUACCAAUUUUAAAGGGUACAUAAUGUGUAAAGAGUUGGGAUAGAACUUUUCUUCAUACUCCGGUUUUUGUAAAGGAUUUGUUGAUAUGGAUUCAUUUUUUUUCCCUCUAUUUUUUUAUAAUAGCAGCAGGGUUGCCUUUUUAAGUGGCUGUCAAGCUCUGCUUCUCGGGAAGACGGAUACUGUCACGUAGGCCUGAGUUGCAUCUUCCACCUGUGAGAGGAAGGAGUGUGCAGGUGGAGCUGAAGGACCAGGAUGCGGCUGGAAUGGGCAGGGCACUGGGAGGGCGCCACCCUGUGAUCGAUUAUGGGAUUGUGCGCAGUCACCUGGAGAUUCUGAAAGAAUCCCUCUGCCUUUUCUGUGCUCGAUUUGCCUCUCACCCAGAGACACCUCUUCCUCCCCACCUCACCACGGGGUUUCAUCCCAUCACUCCUGGCCUCGCUAUACACACACACACACACACAGCAGGGUGUACAAGUUCCAUUGGAGGAGGAAAGGCAAGGAUGGAUAUUUUUCACUAGCAAGAGGCCUUAAUAUCUAAAAUAAUAAGCUCAAAAAGACGUUUGGGGGAAAGGGGCGGUCCUCACAGGACUCAGAGCCCAGAGGCUGCAUCCUUUUGGUUUGAUCAGUGUUGAGGAAGAGGGAGAGCAAGUUCCAGCAACGAUGUAUAAAUGGUCAGUUAGCAAGUAGCAAGGAGAGCUGCGGGGAGGCGUCCCAGGUGGGCAGUGAAAAACGUGGGAAAGUCGACUUCGGGAUGGAAACGAUGGUUCUAUCGCAUAGGUCAGGGAUUUGCUGUGUUGUCGGCUGAUUUAUCCGCCCACACAGAAGGGAGACAAAACCACUCCUUACAUGGUGAGAGAUUAACAGACUAUGCUACCACAAAGUAAUAGCUCUGUUUCUUAAGGGCAAGAAAGACUAUGUUUCAGAGUUUGAUGCAAUGGAAGGUAUUAGAGGAAAUCCAAGAGGAGCUGUGCUCUGCACUGGAAAAUUGGGUUGUGUAAAUGAUGGUGUGACAGCUCAGCCAGAGGCGAGAUUGGGGAGAUGGGAUGAGGCCUGUUUAUUGAAUGGGUGAGUCUGGUACCAUUUUUGUGUUUUUGAGCAAAGUUUAAAAAGAUCCAGCCAUGAAAAUUACUGCAUUUGCUUAUGGUUAUUUUAAAAAAUUAAGUUAAUGAAGUAAAUCCAAAUGUAAAAGCCCUUAAUGACAUCCAGACGGCUUUCUUCUACCUUCAGGAUUAAAAAUGUACACCAAACAGCCUUGGAUGUUGUGAAGCUUGUGAAGUCCUUUUAACAUCGAAAGUGUGGGAACAUCUUAGCAUUAGAGAGCCUUUAGCAAGCAAAGAAGGCUUAAAUCCACAACAUCCUGCACUGCAUUAAAAAAAGAAAAAGAGAGAGAGCACUCUCCUUGGGUGACUAUUCUAAAGAGGCAAAUCCAUGUGCAGAAAGAGGCAGCGUUUUUUAGUUAAUUUUUUUUUUUUAACCAAGUGCCAUUAACAUUCAUCCACCACACCCCUUGGCUAAGCAAGCUUAGGGUUACUUGGGGAAUGUGUUAGGAUGGACGAUCACGUGUGAGCUGGGAAGAACAGGUCAAAGAAGUUGAAGGCCAAAGGCAAGACCAUAGGGUUUGUGAAGGUGUUUUCAUGGAUGCUUAGAGCGUCAAUAGAAGAAGGAAAAAAAAGGUAUAAUACGUCUCGUGGAGAAAUGAGAAAGCAUUCAGAUCUGCUGCAGAACACAUAUAUCCAUAAAGACUUGGGUUGUUCAGAAAACAGAUUGUGAACACAAUCACAUUAGCAUGAAUCCUUUAAAAGGAAGAAGACCUUAAAGUAUUUGCAAAUCUGAAUUUCUAUUUAUUCCUUCACUGAAUAUAGAAACAAUGGUUAUCUGAUUAUUAGAGAUAUUAUUUUGGAUAUGUUAUUAACUUGCUAUGGCUGGUAACCAUGAUAAAGUCUGUUAUUAAUAACAACAAUUCUUUUUUUUAAAAAAAAGAAAAGCUUAUUUUUCAUUGACUGUGUAUAGAUUUAUCUACUUAGUUGUGUUUUGCUAUUAGCAUUUUAAUUUUUUUUUAAGUUGAGUGUUCUGAUAAAUUUUAGGAGCCUGUCCCCACUUUGUCUUGAGUCCUGUGUUGACUGCAGGUAUACAGCUCAAUCUAAAAAUCCUAAAAGCAAAAGAACUUUAUUUAUAAAACAAACAGUUGCAUGCAUAAGGCUGUGAAGUCAGAUAUUUAGUAAUAAAGCGGCAGUGCCUUUUUUUGUAUUUACCCAUUGACCCCUAAAUGCAACUGUUUUAUAUUAAGUAAAGAGUGAAAGUGAAAAAAACGCAGAGUAAAAUCUAUUUCACUACUUGGUUUCCUUUUCUUCCCCUUGUUGUGAUUUAAGCAGUGUGUAUUUGACAUCUCCACACUGUCCCAGAGACAGUGGUGUUCUACAAUAUUGUUAUCAUGUAUGAUGUUUUAUUGGUGCUUUUUAUUCAUAGUGGUUUCUUACCGGAAACAGUAGGAAGACACACAUGAACUGUGUACAAGAAAUGAAACAUUGCUGCUGAUAUGUUUUGUUUUGUUUUUUCCACAUGCUUUUUGAGUUUUUCACUUUUUAAACAAGGGCCAGCAAGCAAAACAGACGCUGCUGGGUCUGCCUGCAGAGGGCGGCUGUUUGCACCAAGCUCUCCAACCCUGGGUACUGAUGUCCCUUUUUGGUACUCGGGAUUGGAGCCGCAGCUGGGCCCCCUCUCCCUUUCAUCUGAAGAGACACUGAGGGAAACAUGGUUUUCUUUUGAGGUGUCAUUGGCUGCCUUUUAGGGACUGGGAGCCUUCUCCCAUCUUCUGUUCUUCUGCACCUCUUGUGCAAGUGUGCAGUGCCAGUGCACGGUUUGCAGAUGUGCUUCCCCCGCCUGGAACCGGGAUCUCUCCGAGAGCCUGGGCUGGGGGCUGAGCUGGGUUGAAUGCGCCAGCAGGCAACGAGGAGGGCAGCCUGGGGAGGAGGAGCAGCCCCCAUCUCGGUGGCCCUCUGCGCAUGUCCCAGGCAGGCGGCCCUGGCUCGGCCUCCGGUGCAGAGAAGCAGCCUACCCAAGGCGCUCGGGCGUGCCUGUUACAAGAAGGCCCUGCGGAAGGAUAAUUUGCACAUGGGGCUGUGAUAACACUAAUGUUGAUGUUUUGUUUCACAAGUCAUCAGAGAUGUUUGCAAAGUGAGGUUUGUUUUUUUUUUUAAUUCCUUUAUCUUUACUUAAAGGUGAAUAUGUAUUCCUCUGGGAGGAAUAGGAAGAAAACAGGAAUGUUAAUAAUGUCAAGCAGAAGACUUCCUCCCUUAUUAAUAUAUAACCCUCAUGUAUUUAUGCCUAAUGUAAGCUGACUUUUAAAAAGCUUUCUUUUGUUGCAUGCCCCGUGCAGGCAUCCCUCUUGUACAUGCAUGCCUUUCGUCCAGUUUUCCUGUAUAAAGUUAGUGAACAAAGAACUAUUUUUGCCUAGUUCAUGUUGCCAAGCAAUGCAUAUUUUUUAAAUUUGUCAUAUAUGGAAAUAGCAUGUUUGUUACAUGUAAAAGCUUUACUGAUAUACAGAUAUACUAAUGUUUGAAGAUGCUGUUCUUUGCAAGUGUACAGUUUUCAAAUGUUGUUACCAGUGAAACACCCUUGUGGUUUAAACUUGCUACAAUGUAUUUAUUACUCAUUUCCUCCCAUGUAACUAAGAAUCAUGGCUAUAUUUCAUAUCAACGUUAUAUUGAAAGUGAAGGGAAAUGAUUAAUACAAGGUUUUGUAACACUGG